AUGGGACAGGCCAAGGCCCAUCUUUUCAAGAACAAGAAUAUACCCCAGAGGAGUUUUGGGAUUGAUUAUGACUGUGACUGCUUUGUCAAGGAUGGGAGACCUUUCCGUUACAUCUCAGGUAGCAUUCACUACUCACGGGUGCCCCGGUAUUACUGGAAAGACCGCUUGUUGAAGAUGAAGAUGGCAGGACUUGAUGCCAUUCAAACGUAUGUGCCAUGGAACUACCACGAAUCCCAGCUGGGCGUGUAUGAUUUUUCUGGUGACAAAGAUCUAGAGUAUUUCCUGCAGCUUGCUAACGACACUGGUUUGCUGGUUAUCCUGAGAGCUGGACCUUACAUCUGUGCAGAAUGGGACAUGGGAGGUCUUCCUGCAUGGCUGUUGGAGAAGAAAUCUAUUGUUCUCAGGUCUUCCGAUUCAGAUUACUUGGCAGCAGUAGAGAAAUGGAUGGGUGUCCUCUUGCCAAAGAUGAGGCCUCACCUCUAUCAAAAUGGAGGUCCAGUCAUCAUGGUGCAGGUAGAGAAUGAGUAUGGAAGCUACUUCGCUUGCGACUAUGACUAUCUGCGUUCCCUUCUGAAGCUCUUUCGCCAGCAUCUUGGGGAUGAGGUGGUGCUGUUCACAACUGAUGGUGCAAGCCAGUUUCACCUGAGAUGUGGAGCUCUUCAGGGUCUUUACGCAACAGUGGACUUUGCCCCAGGUGGCAAUGUCACAGCAGCCUUCUUAGCUCAAAGGGGCAGUGAACCUACAGGCCCUUUGGUUAAUUCUGAGUUUUAUACUGGAUGGUUGGAUCACUGGGGGCACCGUCAUUCUGUUGUGCCCGCACAAACCAUAGCUAAAACACUUAAUGAAAUCCUGGCACGUGGUGCUAACGUUAACCUGUACAUGUUUAUAGGUGGGACUAACUUUGCCUAUUGGAAUGGUGCUAAUAUGCCCUAUAUGCCACAGCCCACUAGUUAUGACUAUGAUGCUCCACUGAGUGAAGCGGGGGAUCUGACAGAAAAAUAUUUCGCCUUGAGGGAAGUCAUUGGUAUGUAUAAGCAGUUACCAGAAGGUCUUAUCCCUCCAACAACACCCAAAUUUGCAUAUGGGAAGGUUCGCUUGCAGAAGGUGGGCACUGUGGAGGAGGUUCUUGACAGGCUGUCACCUGCGGGACCAGUGAAAAGCAUUUACCCAUUAACCUUUGUUGAGCUAAAGCAGUAUUUUGGGUUUGUACUGUACAGAACUACGCUUCCAAAAAACUGUACGGAGCCAACACAACUGUCUUCACCUUUAAAUGGAGUCCAUGAUCGUGCCUAUGUCUCUGUCGAUGGGAUUCCUCAAGGUGUCCUUGAAAGGGACAAAUCACUUAUGAUAAAUAUCACUGGGAAGGCUGGAGCAAAUCUGGACAUCUUGGUAGAGAAUAUGGGCCGAGUCAACUUUGGUAGAUACAAUAAUGACUUUAAGGGUCUAGUUUCAAAUUUAACUCUUGAUCAAGACAUACUUGUUGAAUGGGAAAUCUAUCCUCUGGACGUAGAUGGAGCAGUGAACCAUGACAUUAACCUUGACCGACCAAAGAGAUCUGUUGGUGAUCCACUGAGUUAUGAAGCACCUACUUUUUAUACCGGUAGACUUUCAAUUCCUGGAGGGAUUCCAGACUUGCCUCAAGACACCUAUGUCAAAUUUCCUGGCUGGACAAAGGGGCAAAUUUGGAUCAAUGGCUUUAAUCUUGGUCGCUACUGGCCGGCCCGUGGUCCUCAGCUGACCCUUUUUGUUCCAAGGAAUAUACUUGUUUCAUCGGUGCCAAACAAUGUAACAGUGUUGGAGUUGGAGCAUUCUCCUUGCAGCACCCAGGCAUGCGAGAUAGAAUUUGUAGACAAACCUAAUAUCAAUGCAACCGCACAGCAUGAAAAUGAUGCCCCCCAACUCUUUGUUAGAGACAUAUGGCUGAACUAUCUAUAAGGAUUUGAGUAUUUCCUUAUCUCCCCCCCACUUUGUUUCCCUUUCCCUCAAACCAUACUUCCCUUUUUUAAAGACUCAUUGUUAAUCAGUAAGUUGUUUAGCUGCGGCAACUUUUUAAAUUCUUCAAGGACUUUUUUGGUUUUUUAAAUCUACCAGAGUUAAAUACAGAAAUUCUCUUGAAAAAUAAAAGCUGUAGCUUUCGUCUUUGCCUUGGACUGUGAAACUGAACUCAACUGGAAGAUAACAUUCACAUCAGUCUAGUAAAAACAUAGUCCUUGUAGGCAGCUUACAUUGCAGGAACCCUUUUAUGCUUUUUUUUUACCAUGUUUUGCAACUGGAGAGGAGCCUACAAAAGGGGUGCACAGUCCCACUAGCUUGCUGUUUACUCAUGUGGACUGGUAGGUCAGAGCUGCCAAUAGACUAGAUGCUUUCAGCUGAUUUUUAUCAUCUGGUUAGUAUCAAUAAUCUGAAGGGGCUCACUGCCAAUGUUGAGUGGACCUCAUUUUUUUCACCUCCCUGCAAGUGACCUUGGAAAAAUUUCAGGUGGUUUCUCAUGGGAGCAGUGAGAAGAGAGCACUCAAAUGCAGGCUGGUCCAAACAGCAGUAACAUGGAGGGACCUUGUAGUCUGCAUCUGUCCCCUCUUGGAAAGCCAGUUUACUGCAUGCCUUCUGCUGUCUCUGAAGACUUUAAGUAAAUGGAUAAGUACAAGGACAUACGUAAAAUUUAGGCUGUUUUGGUUGGACUAUAGCCUCUGAUUAACCUGCCUGCAGAAUGUAGUCUUAAAAUGAGCCAUUUUUCCUUUUAAUGGAUCCUGUUUUUUUUCUCCCUAAUGGGCCUGGAGUACCUGUUUUUCAUAGGCCAGCACCUUGGAAGUGGAAAGCUUUAAGUUAAAGAAUUUUAAUUCUCUUUUAGUCAUUGAGAUUCACAACAUCUGUUUUGUUCCAGUAAACUGAUGAUCUUUGUAAGUGCCUGAUAUUUGCAAAGAUGCACAAUCUCUGUCAGUAAAGCUGACUUUCUACAACA
This is a messenger RNA of Gavia stellata (red-throated loon), 2959 nucleotides long. It is a transcript of the gene GLB1, whose product is annotated as galactosidase beta 1. The transcript has 16 exons. The record is from RefSeq and is a predicted model, not a curated record. Bases 1 to 1935 code for a protein of 644 amino acids. Lineage: Eukaryota; Metazoa; Chordata; Aves; Gaviiformes; Gaviidae. Gene Ontology annotation, cellular component: vacuole. Gene Ontology annotation, biological process: carbohydrate metabolic process. Gene Ontology annotation, molecular function: beta-galactosidase activity.